UUAUCAGAGGCAAAGUGAAAGACGAAAAUCAUAAAGUAUUGUAGUCCAAGGCUAUGAAUUCUGAAGACUUGCAUUGAUCUUAUCCUAUGAGAUAUACUGUGCACAUUAAAAGGUAACAAACUAAGACAAAAAAGCAUUGAAUUAGAUUAUGGGAUCAUUGUUUGGGAAAUAGGCUUGAAUGACAACAGCACAUCUGGCAACAAACAACCCGAUUUUUAAAAAGUUUGGACAUCAGAGCAACCUAGAGGGAGUCAGAAAAGGAGGUGCAUAUGAUAGGGGUCCCAGUGACGGGCAGGAGGGACAAUGGGAGGCUGAGUUAAAUACUCUGGUGCAUUCUUCUUCCCAUCACUCUGAGCCUCUACAGGACAUCUCCAAACUCAGCAGAGAAAGGGGAAUCUACAUUGCCAAGAUGCCGGAGCAAGUACAAGAGAAGCGAAAGUCGAAGAUCUCGGCCUCCCGUAAGCUCAUGCUCAAGAGCUUAAUGGUGGCCAAGGCGAAGGAGGAGAUCGAGCAGGAGUUAGUGGAUAAAGAGGAGGAGAAGGAGAGGUAUCUGACAGAGAGAGCKCCCGCCUUACAGACCGGUGGRAUGUCCUUUGCUGAGCUCCAGGAGUUAUGUCGGGAGUUACAUGCCAAGGUUGACGUGGUGGAUGAGGAACGAUAUGACAUUGAAGCCAAAGUCAUGCACAACACCAGAGAGAUCAAGGACCUGAACAUCAAAGUUUUGGAUCUGAGGAGGAAGUUCAAGCGGCCCAACCUGAGGAGGGUAAGGGUCUCUGCUGACGCCAUCUUGCGCUCCCUCCUGGGCUCCAAACACAAGGUCUCCAUGGACCUUCGGGCAAACCUCAAGUCAGUCAAGAAGGAGGACACAGAGAAGGAGAAGACAGUGGAGGUGAGUGACUGGAGGAAGAACGUGGAGGCCAUGUCUGGCAUGGAGGGAAGGAAGAAGAUGUUUGACGCAGCCAAAGGCYCCCCUCAGUAGACAGAGAAGAGAAUACUCCAGAUGUUUCUUUAAUUUCUAUUCAUCCUGAACAUUCAAAAUGCGUUAAUGGUUUAAAGUCUUGUUUCAGUGGCACUACAAUGCUUGUAUUUAUUGUUUUCAGCAAGGCUUACACAGUACAAGCUGUAUGCUGCUACAAUCACAAUGUUCUGCUUCAUCCUCACUGUUAAUAUUGGCCUGAGAAGAAAUUAUAGAGUAAAUGAUAGUUCAUGCAAUUCCACUCAUUUUGCCAUGGGGCAGAGAAAUAAUUUUGCUGUUUUAAAGCUUAUUUGCUUGCCUGACACCUGAAUUUAAUUCCGCUGCUCUAUCAAUCGCGUCAUACAUUGUCUGAAACUAGUCGAUUGUGCUGAUGCCAAUUUGUAUAAACCUUGCUGUCCGUCUCUCCGA
Messenger RNA from Salvelinus sp. IW2-2015, 1384 nucleotides. The record is from RefSeq and is a predicted model, not a curated record. NCBI's taxonomy places the organism in Eukaryota, Metazoa, Chordata, Actinopteri, Salmoniformes, Salmonidae.